UUUCUCCUCUCGGUACGAUUGCACGAUUGUUGACGGGGGCGAGCACGACACGACGCGAAAUUGCACAGCAGCAGGCAGACAGACGCCUACCUUCACACACACCUUAGUUGUUGUAAACCGGUGUCUACCAUGAGAGGCUCAUGGAGAGCUGGGUUAUCGUCACUGGGUGCUGCCAUGAUGCUGAGCAAGGUCGGCCUUGUGAACGGGCAUUCCCAGCUCGUAAUGGAGCAGACUUUCUACAUGGAGACUUCCUCAUGCGAGGGGGUGUCUUGCAGAAAGGAGAUCAUUGGGGCGAACGAGACUUUGGGAGUUGGGGCGGUCGAAGAGUGCUCACACAACACAGCCUACUGGCACGAAGACCUGGAAGCUCCGAACGGCAAGCAGCUGUUCGAGCUGGUGUACUCGUGUCGAAAACACGGCCCCGACGGGGAGGAAGUAGUGCUGACGUCACUGGAGGAGUGCGGGAUGGUGGCCGAGCCCUGCGUCGACGCCGGCACGAACCCCGGCAUCUCAGAGGUCACCUACCAGGUUGCUUUCGAGUUUGAGGCUCAGCCGUACGACGUUAGCGUGGACGUGAAGCUGUUCUUCAACUACCUGAAGGCCGGUGACAAGUUUCACGCCAAGAGGUCGGAGAACGCCGUGCGCUGCUUGCUGAGCGAGACCUGCCACCGGAGGCGAUCCGGGGAGUGGAGCUUUCCUGCCGAGCUUCGCGACAGCAUGGGCGACGGCUGGAACGCCGGAGGCAUCAACCUCUUCGACCACUUCCGGUUGGAAAGCCGCAGCGAGCUCACAGCCGAAGUCUCCGCGAUGAUGAGCUCCGAUGAGGCCAACACCGCCGCGGCGCCGUCGCCGGCGGCCCGCAGAACCUCCUACCUCAACACGAUGCUGGGCGGCUCCGCCCGCACGGUGCCCCUCUGCCUGUCCGACGGCGAGUACCUCUUUUCGACGCAGUUCCACACGCCGGGCCCCGACGACUCCAGUCACGCCUUCGAUGUCGCCGGCCGCCUCUUCUCUGAGUCGACCUGGACCUUCUGCGGGCACAAGGGGACGCUCGCGGACUAUACCCACGUUCGCGUGGCGGGGGGCCUGUGCACCCCGAUCGCCGGCUGGGGGGAGACCGCCGCCCCUUCCGCGACGCCCUUCCUGGGCGCCACGCUCGUCCCAACUCCGGCCCCAGGCACCGGCACCGGCACCACCGACGGGGCUGACGAUACCGACGACGAAACGAACCGCAGUGUCGGAGGCGGCGACGACGGAGGCAGCGGCAGCGGCAGCGGCAGCGGCAGCGGCAGCGGCAGCGGCGACUCCCUCACGGACCUCCAGAUCUUCGCGAUAGGUUUCGGCGCACUCGCGCUCGCGGGGCUCGCCGCGGCGGGUGGCACGUACGCGCAGAACAACAGCUGGUUCGCCGGCGCCGCGGGCGGGGGCGCGGCGGGGGCCGGCGCCGCUGGCGGCGGCGCACCGAAUCCAGACGUCGAUGAGUUCGCCCCUUAGUUGGGUGGGACGUACCGGUUUACGGGAACGGUAUGUCUUCGCGGGAUGGGACCGGGACGGGUUUACCGGCUCACGGAAACGGAAGUGUCUUCCGGGGAUGGGGUGCAGAGGAGAAAGAAGAAAGAGUGUUGUUUCUAGUUUGUGCUCUUGGUGGUGGCAGAUUUAUGUCUGUCUGUGCAACAUCAUUGAACCCCGUGUAGUGCGUGAAAGGAUGUGCGGCAGCUAGAGCAGCUCGUCGGUAGACAUCACAGCAAGCUUCCUUCAAACGCCACCGUUCUCUCGUAGAGAGUGUCUCGUGGCGCCCCCCUCUUCGUGACGUCACUAGAAAGUUCCUCGGUCGUUCGUUCGUCGCAACAAUCCUUAUGGUGAGGUCCCCGUAAUAUAUAUGGCGGGAAACAAGGCGCGGGUACCCGAAACGUGUGUGGGUGAAGAAUCCCGGCACAGACGGAAGUAUCGAGUUGUUCCUACACUUAAGUGUUACUUGUAAGACCGUGAUAGUGCGGGCGAUUUGCUUGGCUUGGCAUGUACGCGCAUUGUACAAGGGGCCUCUUGCUUCGCCCUGCCACCGGCAGACGGAAAUAAAGAUGGGCCGGAGACCGAUUCAGCCUGGGCUGGGGUAGGGGGCAGAGGAGACACCCGGGCUUUCGGUUGAUGGGCUUAAGAACCAACCGGUGGUGAUGCUACUGCAACUCCGGGUUCAAAUGAAGAACUGUUCUCUGCAAAGAUGUCUCCCCAGAGCAAUGGCGGUUGCCAAGGUGCUGUCGGCCAUCGUUGCUGUUCGUGUCGUUGUAAUUGUUACUUUUCGCGGUUGAAUGUUACUGUUGGUGUUCUUGUCUAUAUGAGGAUCUCAUUUUUGAUGGUGCUUGCGAGGCUGGCUACAGAUGUACGAAGGCCGGGUGGGAGUCGCCCUCUCGCUCCGUUUUUAGAUACAUCGCGGCAAACUUUAGGCUAGUAUGUGCACAAUCUCGUCGGAGUGCAAGAGAUGAACAACGUGUUGCAAGGCAAGCAGAACAUGGCGUCCCUUCAGUCCUUUAUUUUUUACUGCUGAUGUUUCGUUCCGGGUUUCCAUCUGAGGGCAGGCCUUGACUGCUCUUGGGAGGGUGGGGAGGCACGGUUAGUAGCGCGAAUUAGAUGGGGUGCGUCGAAGAGACUGAUUCCAGGUAAAUAAAGUGCUGCCCCUUGUUAAUCGGAAAUAAUACGACUUGUGUGUGAGUCUUUCCCGAAUAGUUCACUGCUGUAAGUUUUUUUUUUUUCCUUGUG
This is a messenger RNA of Ectocarpus sp. CCAP 1310/34, 2754 nucleotides long. The record is from the annotation of a GenBank genome assembly. NCBI's taxonomy places the organism in Eukaryota, Phaeophyceae, Ectocarpales, Ectocarpaceae.